UUGGAGGAUUCUUCAGCGCUGAUGGGCUUUCACUAGAUAUUAGCAGAUAUGUCCGACUCUGUCAGAGUUUGUAUGUGAGCGGUACUACAGGUGAUUGGAUUGGAGAUGCUAGUGGAUAUAUGAUAGACAUUUGUUAAUGCGAUCAAAAGCUGUUGGAAUAUUCCCUUACUCUCAAGGCCUGGUAAAUGGAAAUGAUGUAACAUGAAUCCCGGAAGUGGACUGUCCGAGACUAACAAUUCCGGAAACACCCUGCGACCCUAUCUUCGCCGGAAAAAGUCUUCGUUUGGUGAAACCAAGGUCGCUGUCAUUGGAACCGACGGUGUCGGCAAAAGCGCGCUCUCUGUCCGUUUUCUGACGAAGAGAUUCAUCGGAGAAUAUGACCAGACAGUUGAAUCAAAGUACAAAUACACGACGACAACAGACGGAGAAACGAUCACGUUUGAAGUCUUAGAUACCAUAUCCGAGAGCGAGGACUGCGGGGCGCGGGAUGACGUCCUCCGGUGGGCGGACGGUGUCCUCAUUGUGUACUCCGUGGUCAGUAGGGACACGUUUGACGUCAUCCAGGACAUCAGGAGGAGGAUCGACGACUGUCGGAAGGGGGCAAGCAUUCCAAUGGUUCUACUAGGAAACAAGUGUGACCUGGCUCAUAUGAGGAAAGUCACACAGGAAGAAGGCCAGCGAUUAGCCAAUGAAAUGGGGUGUCCUUUUCUUGAAGUCUCUGCAUCCGAAGACGUGGACAUGGUAACAGACGCGUUUCUUAUUCUGUCACGUGAGGUUGUGGAUUUCAAGAGGCGGUCACGGACUUUCUUUGACAGAGUCUUCGGUGCGUUUGGAAGAGAAAAAGUGUCUACUUGAUUGGGAAUUGUUCUUAGUCUUUCAUGUGUUUUUGAUCUUGAGUGACGUGUUGAAGUUGUUAUUUUGUAUUUGUAUGUUAUUGAUGCAUUUUAGUUUGUAAUAAAUAUCUGUAAAUUUCUA
Molecule: messenger RNA, 975 nt
Organism: Magallana angulata
Lineage: Eukaryota; Metazoa; Mollusca; Bivalvia; Ostreida; Ostreidae
Product: ras-related and estrogen-regulated growth inhibitor-like
Exons: 6
Coding region: 202-855 (217 amino acids)
Molecular function (GO): GTPase activity; GTP binding
Source: RefSeq, a predicted model, not a curated record